AUGUGGGCGGUGCUAUCGAUAAAGUAUCAUACUGCGCUUGAUAUCCUUACUCCUGAAAAAGAAGUGGAUUCGUUAGUAUCCGUUUCACGUGCUGAUGAAACCAGCAUCGUUUUGCAUGUAAAACAAGAAUUAAAAAUUUCACAGUGGACAAUUUCUUUAACUCUGGUGGCGUCUGAAUUUCUCCUGAUUGCAGUUUUUCAAGUGUAA
Molecule: messenger RNA, 207 nt
Organism: Plasmopara halstedii
Lineage: Eukaryota; Oomycota; Peronosporomycetes; Peronosporales; Peronosporaceae
Exons: 2
Coding region: 1-207 (68 amino acids)
Source: RefSeq, a predicted model, not a curated record